This is a messenger RNA of Oppiella nova, 753 nucleotides long. The record is from the annotation of a GenBank genome assembly. NCBI's taxonomy places the organism in Eukaryota, Metazoa, Arthropoda, Arachnida, Sarcoptiformes, Oppiidae.
GUGGACAUUGAAUGCAAUGGCAAGUGUUUGACAGACAUUUGUAUUGAAGUGGUUUGAAAUGCAAGGCUUUACAGACUUGGAUGUAAUGAAAGUCAAUUGAAUGUCAAAAUUGCUUCAUUAAAGACAAACAUGUUUUCAAAUGCAGUCAAGAGUUUGUUUAAAAGACUUUAUUCACCCAAAUAUCUGGUGAUCACAAACUCGAUGACUGGUGUGGUGUCGGUGGUGAUCGGCGACACUAUUCAACAGUUCCUUGAAUACAAAUUUCAUAAGAAAUGGUCACAAAGUAGUGAACAAAAAGAGUUUCAAUUCAAUGGACGCAGAAAUUUGAAUAUGUCAUUCGCUGGCAUUUAUUUCGGCAUUUUUGGUCACUUUUGGUACGGAUUCCUGGACCGCAGAUUCCCCGGCUCUCAGAGGAGGGCAGUGCUCAAGAAGUUGGCCGCAGAGAUGGCAAUGGGUCCGCCACUCGUCUCCGGACUCUUUCUCAUAGUGUCUAAACUCAAAGCCAUGUCUUUCGAGAACUCUUGGAACGACUUAAAGACAAACUUUGUGCUCAUUUGUACCCAAUUUGUGCAUCAGGUCGAGUGGUUGGUCUAUAUUCCCCUCCAAUACCUCAACUUUCGUUACCUUCCGAAGCAAUUUCGGUACUUAUAUGUGGCGAUCAUAUCCCUGGCCUACGACGCCUUCCUCUCAUACGUUAUUCACAAGAACGACAGAUUGAGGCGAUUGAAGGAUGCAAAAGAGGAAGAGUUAUAA